Messenger RNA from Penicillium manginii, 924 nucleotides. Its product is annotated as putative short chain dehydrogenase/reductase. NCBI's taxonomy places the organism in Eukaryota, Fungi, Ascomycota, Eurotiomycetes, Eurotiales, Aspergillaceae. Bases 1 to 924 code for a protein of 307 amino acids. Gene Ontology annotation, molecular function: oxidoreductase activity. The transcript is spliced from 5 exons. The record is from RefSeq and is a predicted model, not a curated record.
AUGGCUAACUUCAGCUACAAUUCCCCUGUCAACUGUGACGUGGAAUUUGAUGUCAAGAAUAUCGAAAACAAAACCGCAAUUGUCACAGGUGGUGCAAAUGGACUUGGAGAGGCAUAUGUCCGCGCACUCGUCACAGCAGGAGCGACCGUGGUAAUCGCCGACCUUGACGUUGAUGCAGGAAAUAAACUCGAAAAAGAGUUGAUUCAUGUGAAAUUCAUCAAGUGCGACACAACCAGCUGGGAUGACCAAGUCCAUCUCUUCGCAGCUGCAGCCUCAUUCUCCCCUACCGGCAGAAUUUCCUUCGUCGUCGCAAAUGCUGGUAUCCACCGAAAAGAUGAAGUUUUUGCCUAUUCUGGCGACGACAAAGCGCCCCAAAAGCCAGAUCUCACUACCAUUGACGUCAACCUAAUCGGCACGCUUUACACGUCGAAGCUCGCUUCACAUUACUUCAUUAAGCAAAAUGGCCAAGAACAUUCUGGGUCACAGGAGGAUACUUGUUUGAUCUUGAUAGGAUCAGGCGCAGCUUUCUUAGACUGUCCUCGCGCUCCUCAGUACUGCAGUACGAAAUGGGCCAUGAGAGGUAUCAUGCACUCACUUCGAAGAACUGCAUUCUACUAUGGGAGUCGUGUUAAUGUUAUCUCGCCAUGGUAUGUUAAAACGAAUAUCCUCUCCGAAGAAGCUUUUGCGCACAUCACAAGCGUGGGCGUCCAGUUUGCGGAAUCUUCCGAGGCGGGUCAAUGUCUCCUGAGAAUUCUCAGUGAUAAAAAUAUCAAUGGUCGCUCGUUCUUUGUUUCUGGGAAGAAGUGGUCCACAAGUGGGUACCUCGAUUUGGAUAUUGAGGAUUACCAAGAGAAUUCUCUGGUUGAUAGUAUCCAGCGAGAUCAGGUCAAGUCUGCUCCUGUUGAGCUGGGGCUUUUUACUUAG